Nicotiana tabacum (common tobacco) is the source of this 996-nucleotide messenger RNA. Its product is annotated as intracellular ribonuclease LX-like. Gene Ontology annotation, biological process: RNA catabolic process. Gene Ontology annotation, cellular component: extracellular region. NCBI's taxonomy places the organism in Eukaryota, Viridiplantae, Streptophyta, Magnoliopsida, Solanales, Solanaceae. The record is from RefSeq and is a predicted model, not a curated record. Gene Ontology annotation, molecular function: ribonuclease T2 activity; RNA binding.
UGAAAGUCUGCUCCAUAGCUCAAAUACAGAAUAAGCAAAAAUGAGGUCCAUCCAACUUGUUUUGGUCAAGCUUGUUAUCUUUCAAUGUAUCAUGUUAUUACAUGCUCAGGAUUUUGAUUUCUUCUACUUUGCUCAACAGUGGAAUCCAGCAUCAUGUGACAGCAAGAUAAAAUGUUGCUACCCAACAAAUGGAAAACCAGCACAAGAUUUUGGUAUUCAUGGGCUCUGGCCAAAUUACAACAAUGGCUCAUUUCCAAAAAGCUGUAACAAAAAUGCCCGUUAUGAUGAAACGCAGAUUUCGGACUUGAUAAGUAGUAUGCAGAAGAAUUGGCCGACACUAUCUUGUCCAUCAAACAAUGGAACAAGGUUUUGGUCUCAUGAAUGGAAGAAACAUGGUACUUGUUCUCUUUCUAUGCUAGAUAUGCAUUCUUAUUUCCAAGCUGCUCUUGCCUUGAAGGAAAAGGUGAACCUGCUUCAAUUUCUCAAUAAUGCAGGUAUUAAACCAGAUGGAGGAUUUUACAGCUAUGAAGCAAUGAAAGAAGCAAUAGAAAAAGGCAUUGGACAUACUGUUGGUGUAGAAUGCAAUAUUGAUUUAUUUGGGAAUCGCCAGCUUUUUGAGGUUUAUGUGUGUGUUGAUAAAUGUGGUUCGGAAAUCAUUGACUGCCCAAUUGUCCCAGAAAGUAAGAGAUGCAAAGAAAGUAUUGAAUUUGCUGUCUUCGAAUCAGAAAGUCUCCUUGAUGAGAAAUCUGCCUAUUCACUCUAGAGGGACUCUUCUUCACCAGCAAAUUCUUCUUUAGAUCGUGGUAGUCAAAUAAUUGUUCUGUUUUAUUGACUGUAAAUUGUACAGUACAGGGAUAGGAAGAAGGAUCUUCACAUGGUGUUUAUUGAUUUGGAGAAAGCGUACGAUAAGGUUCCUAGGGAGGUCUUAUGGAGCUGCUUAGAGGAUAAAGGGGUCCCGAUUGACUAUAUUAGGGUGAUUAAAGACAUGUAUGANGG